Molecule: messenger RNA, 2941 nt
Organism: Drosophila pseudoobscura
Lineage: Eukaryota; Metazoa; Arthropoda; Insecta; Diptera; Drosophilidae
Gene: Tps1
Product: Trehalose-6-phosphate synthase 1
Exons: 6
Coding region: 401-2830 (809 amino acids)
Biological process (GO): trehalose biosynthetic process
Cellular component (GO): alpha,alpha-trehalose-phosphate synthase complex (UDP-forming); cytosol
Molecular function (GO): trehalose-phosphatase activity
Source: RefSeq, a predicted model, not a curated record
CUUGUCUAUUUUUGGCAGGGUACGGAGCUGCUUCUGGCUCCCGCGAGAAAACUAUAUCUCAACGCUGCUAGGAAAACUGGAAACAGUUUUUCCAAAGUCUCCAACACAGAGUAGGUUCAUCCGUAAGCGAAUUGCACUGGACAGAUAAGGCGAAAGCCCUCGGCAGUUGCUCUUCAAUUUCAAUCAGCAUUCGAAAACGUUUUCGGCUCCUGGUCGUGCGCUCUUGUCUCGACCGUCUAUAUAAGUAUAGGCGAUAGAAGAGGCUCACUGAUAGAUCGUCAACGUCCCAGGUCCAGUCAGUGCAGUUCAUAAGGUCCAACAGUUUCUAUCAACGUUCCACCAACACAUUCUAAAUCGAUCGUAGAGCAUCUCGAGCUGAUUCUCAGCGGAACGGAACAAAAUGCCCGACACGGAGAUCAUUGUGACCAACGCCGGCGAGCCCUCAACCAAGGCCAGCUUGAUCGUUGUCUCGAAUCGCCUCCCCUUUGUGCUGGUUCGUAAUGCCAAAACUCAGGAGCUGGAACGUAGGGCCAGUGCCGGUGGCCUCGUCACUGCCGUCUGUCCCGUGGUUAUCAAAGGCAAGGGUCUCUGGGUGGGCUGGUCCGGCAUCCAUCUUGAGGACCCCAACGAGGCUAUACCCGAGUCGAAUCCGAACGAUCAGACCCCCACCGCCGGCCUCAAGUCUGACCAAGUCGUCUCGGUGAACAUCGACGCGAAGAUUUUCGACAGCUACUACAAUGGAUGCUGCAACAAGAUGUUCUGGCCGCUGUUCCACUCGAUGCCCGGGCGGGCGAACUUCGGAGGGGUGCACUGGGCUGACUAUGUGACGGUGAACAAGCACUUUGCAGUGCGCACCAUCGAGGCCCUGGAGAAGUGCCUGGCCAAUAAUCGGGGCAGCGAGAAGAGUCCGCCGAUUGUGUGGAUCCACGACUACCACCUGAUGCUAGCCGCCAACUGGGUGCGCGAGCAUGCCGAGGAGAAGAACCUGCCUUGUCGUCUGGCCUUCUUCCUGCACAUCCCGUUCCCACCAUGGGACAUCUUCCGCCUACUGCCCUGGUCCGAUGAAAUCCUACAGGGUAUGCUCGGCUGCGAUUUGGUCGGGUUCCACAUACAGGACUACUGUCUAAACUUUGUGGACUGCUGUCAGCGGAGUCUGGGUUGUCGCGUCGACCGGAAUAACCUGCUGGUGGAGCACGGCGGGCGCACAGUACGCAUCCGACCACUGCCCAUUGGAAUUCCGUACGAGCGGUUCGUGAACUUGGCGCAGAACGCACCCAAGGUGCUGAAGACCUCGAAGCAACAGAUCAUCCUGGGUGUGGAUCGACUGGAUUACACCAAAGGCCUGGUGCAUCGUUUGAUGGCUUUUGAGGCGCUGCUCCUGAAGUAUCCGCAACACAAGGAGAAGGUGAGCCUGCUCCAGAUCUCGGUUCCCUCGCGCACAGACGUCAAGGAGUAUCGCGAGCUGAAGGAGGAGGUCGAUCAGCUGGUCGGCCGCAUCAACGGUCGCUUCACCACUGCCAACUGGGCACCCAUCCGCUACAUCUACGACUAUGUGAGCCAGGACGAGCUAGCCGCCCUCUAUCGGGAUGCGGCCGUGUGCCUGGUGACACCUCUACGUGAUGGCAUGAAUCUGGUGGCCAAAGAGUUCGUUGCCUGCCAGAUCAAUGAUAUUCCAGGAGUCCUCGUAAUUUCGCCCUUCGCCGGUGCAGGGGAGAUGAUGCACGAGGCACUGCUCUGCAAUCCGUACGAGGUAAACGAGGCCGCCGAGGUCAUCCAUCGUGCCCUCACCAUGCCAGACGACGAGCGCGCCCUGCGCAUGGCACGUCUGAGACGUCGCGAGGCGGAGUGUGAUGUCAGCCACUGGAUGCGUUGCUUCCUCAAGGCCGUAGGCGCUUUGGAGAUGGAUGAUGUGGGAACCACCACCAUGCAGCCUGUCUCUGUGGAUGACUUCGACGACUACUUAUUGAAAUACAUCGGGUACAAUCACAAGCUAGCACUGCUGCUGGACUACGACGGCACCUUGGCACCGAUUGCUCCGCAUCCGGAUCUAGCCACGCUUUCGCCAGAGAUCAAGAAUGUCCUUUACAAGCUGUCCAACCACUCCGACGUCUAUGUGGCCGUCAUCUCAGGCCGCAAUGUGGACAAUGUAAAGAAAAUGGUCGGCAUCGAAGGCAUCACAUAUGCCGGCAACCAUGGUCUCGAAAUUCUCCAUCCAGACGGCAGCAAGUUUGUCCAUCCCAUGCCCAUGGAGUAUGAGAAGAAGGUCAGUGAUCUUCUGAAGGCUCUCCAGGAUUCGGUGUGCAAGGACGGCGCCUGGGUGGAGAACAAGGGGGCACUGCUCACAUUCCACUACCGGGAGACGCCCAAUCAUUUGCGCGGGGACAUGGUGGAUAAGGCGCGCUCUCUCAUGGAGAAGUACGGCUUUCGGGCAACGGAGGCGCAUUGUGCCCUGGAGGCUCGUCCUCCAGUUCAGUGGAACAAGGGUCGCGCCUCCAUUUACAUUCUGCGCACAUCCUUCGGUGUGGACUGGAACGAGCGUAUUAAGAUUAUCUAUGUGGGUGAUGAUCUUACCGAUGAGGAUGCCAUGGUGGCACUCAAAGGAAUGGCGAGAACUUUCCGAAUAACCUCGUCGGACAUAGUCAAGACCGCAGCCGAUCAUCGCCUGCCCUCGACGGAUUCCGUGUACACGCUCCUCAAAUGGGUGGAGCGACACUUUAUGGGUCGGAAGGCGCGGGCCAAUUCGUUAACCUACAGGCCGACCAAGGGCGAUGGCGUGCAGAUGCAGAUGUCGCUGGAGGUGGCUUCGACGGCGAACAAUCUGGACGUGUAGUCUCAUAUAUACUCGUGCAUACUCGGAUAUACAUAUGUGUGCCCUCAUAGCUCUGAUAACUUGUAAGAUUUUAAGAAUAAACAAACAAAAAUUGUAGCUUAAACAAAUUUA